AACAAACAGUCUGUUUGAUCAACACCGUGCCUGUCAUUUCGGCGCACACAUGCGCAUUGCCUCGGUGCAGCCCGUCCUCGCGAUUGGCUCGAGCGCGUUUGUUAUUGGUAGUGACGUAUGUAAAGUGACGACCCUCCCGUUGUGCGGUGCCUCCGUCUGUGCGCUUCUAGAGCCACGGUCCUCACUUCAGUGUUUAUUUGGUUGUCAUGGCGGAGGGACGUGGAGAACUAUUGCCUCAGCCGCCGCUUCACCUCUCCUUACCCCCGGCCAGCAAGCGUCCGUGUUUGCGUCCCGCUCCUCGAGGACCGGGUCCGGGGCCUGGCCCGGGAUUUCCGAACUCUCGUUUCCGUUGCCCGGAAUCUCUACUGGACUGCGCUGCUAAGGCCGUCGCGGAGAAAUGGGCCUUCGAGAGGGUGGAGGAGCGCUUCGAGCGGAUCCCCGAACCGGUUCAGCGCCGUAUCGUGUAUUGGUCGUUCCCGAGGAACGAAAGGGAAAUAUGUAUGUAUUCGUCGUUUCAGUGCCGAGUGGCGGGUGAAGAGGGUCCGGUAGUGGGCUCGAGCUCGUCUGUUGGAUCUGGUACAGUCCCCGGAGGGGUUACGAACACAACAGGCAGCGCAGGGACGGGGGGUACCGGAGAUGGACUGCCUUUCCGCCGGGGAAUCCGGCUUUUGGAAACCGGCUGUGUGGACAACGUCUUACAAGUCGGGUUUCACCUCAGUGGAACAGUCACAGAGCCAGCCACGCAAUCCGAGCCAGAGACGACACACAAGGUGGCCAUCAGCUUCGACCGCUGUAAGAUCACAUCGGUGACAUGUGGCUGUGGCAACCGCGACAUUUUCUAUUGCGCACACGUGGUGGCACUGUCCUUAUAUCGCAUCCGCAAACCCGAGCAAGUCAAACUACGGCUGCCCAUCUCAGAGACACUCUUCCAGAUGAACAGAGACCAGCUGCAAAAGCUGGUGCAGUACCUUAUCACGGCCCACCACACGGAAGUGCUGCCCACCGCACAAAAACUGGCAGAUGAAAUCCUGUCCUCCAACUCUGAGAUCAACCAAGUACAUGGGGCCCCAGAUCCCACAGCAGGGGCCAGUAUUGAUGACGAGAACUGCUGGCACCUGGAUGAGGAGCAAGUGAGGGAACAGGUCAAGCAGUUCCUCUCUCAGGGAGGAUACUAUGGCUCAGGCAAGCAGCUCAACUCCAUGUUUGCCAAGGUGAGGGAAAUGCUUAGGAUGCGUGACUCAAACGGGGCACGGAUGCUCACGCUCAUCACGGAGCAGUUCAUGGCUGACCCGCGUCUAUCUCUAUGGCGACAACAGGGCACAGGAAUGACCGACAAAUGCCGACAACUCUGGGACGAGCUGGGUGCGCUGUGGGUGUGUAUCGUGCUGAACCCGCACUGUAAGAGCGAAGAGAAGAGCGGCUGGUUGAGACAGCUGAAAAAAUGGGGAGACAUGGACAUCUGCCCUCUAGAGGAUGGCAAUUACGGAAGCGAACUGCCCAACAUCACCAAUGCUCUGCCACAGAGCAACCUGGCUCAGGACUCACUGGCUCGGCCUAGAAGAACGGUGUUCACAAGAGCAAUGGAGGCCUGUGACCUGCACUGGCAGGAUAGUCACUUGCAGAGAAUCAUCAGUAGUGACUUCUACAUGUCCCCAGCCUACCAGAGAGAGGGAGAGAGCCUACUCUUCAACCCCCAGGGCCUGCCACUGUGGCUGGAUCACGUGCCUACAGCAUGCGCCAGGGUGGAUGCGCUGCGUUCCCAUGGUUACCCCAGAGAAGCCUUGCGACUGGCUGUUGCCAUAAUCAACACCCUCCGGCUCCAACAGCAACGGCAAUUAGACAUAUACAAACAUCAGAAGAAAGAACUGCUGCAAAGGGGAAUGACCAACACCACCAAUCUGGAGGGCUGGGUGGGCCACCCCCUUGACCCCAUUGGCUGCCUUUUCGCCACCCUCACGGAGACGUGUCGAGUUGAGGAUGACAAUACCAUGGAUACCGGAGAUUCUGGUGAGCCCAAGCCUCCAGUGUACCAGCAUGUGCCAGUGUGGGGAUGUCCAGACGGAGGGGAGUCAUACCUGGCGCUGGCGCUAGAGGUGGCGCUGAUGGGUAUGGGGCAGCAGCGGCUGAUGCCCGAGGGCCUGUAUGCCCAAGACAAGGUGUGCCGGAACGAGGAGCAGAUUGUGGCCAAGCUGCAGGAGAUGGUGCUGGAUGAUGUUUUAGUGCAGACACUCCGCAAACAAGCCAUCCUCCUUUUAGAAGGUGGUCCCUUCAGUGGUCUGGGCGAGGUCAUCCACAGGGAGAGUGUUCCCAUGCACACAUUUGCCAAGUACUUGUUCACCGCUCUCCUGCCGCACGACACAGACCUAGCGUAUAAACUGGGCCUUCGUGCAAUGAGGCUUCCAGUGCUGGAGUCCACGGCUCCCUCAGGUGACGUAGGGCACCCUCACCAUGGCAUUUCCAUAGUGCCCAGCAGAUACCCACGCUGGUUCACAUUGGGCCACCUGGAGUCUCAGCAGUGUGAACUGGCCUCCACCAUGCUUACUGCUGCUAAGGGUGACAUGUUGAGAUUGCGGACUGUUUUGGAGGCCAUUCAGAAGCACAUCCACUCCUCUUCCCUCAUCUUCAAAUUGGCACAGGACGCCUUCAAGAUCGCUACUCCUGCAGAUAACCCUCCUGACAUCACGCUGCUCAAUGUAGCGCUGGAGCUCGGUCUCCAGGUGAUGAGGAUGACUCUUUCCACACUCAACUGGAGGCGGAGGGAGAUGGUUCGCUGGCUAGUCACAUGUGCUACAGAAGUCGGUUUGAGAGCAUUGGUCAGCAUAUUGCAAAGCUGGUACACUCUCUUCACCCCCACCGAGGCAACCAGCAUAGUGGCAGCCACAGUGAUGUCCCACAACACUAUCCUGCGCCUAAGCCUCGACUACCCACAGCGGGAGGAACUCGCCAGCUGCGCGCGCACCCUGGCCCUGCAGUGCGCUAUGAAGGACCCCCAAAACUGCGCCCUGUCCGCCCUCACCCUUUGCGAGAAGGACCACAUCGCCUUCGAGACGGCUUACCAGAUAGUCAUCGACGCCGCCUCCACGGGCAUGACCUACUCUCAGCUCUUCACCAUCGCCCGCUACAUGGAGCACCGCGGCUACCCCCUUCGAGCCUUCAAACUGGCGUCUCUCGCCAUGACCCACUUGAACCUGGCUUACAACCAAGACACGCAUCCGGCCAUCAACGACGUGCUGUGGGCUUGCGCUCUCAGCCACUCGCUGGGCAAGAACGAGCUGGCCGCCAUCAUCCCCCUGGUGGUGAAAAGCGUACACUGCGCCACGGUGCUCUCAGACAUUCUUCGGCGCUGCACAAUGACAGCCCCUGGCCUGGCUGGCAUCCCUGGCAGACGUAACUCGGGCAAGCUUAUGAGCACUGACAAAGCCCCGUUGAGACAGCUGCUGGACGCCACCAUCAGCGCCUACAUUAACACCACCCACUCCCGCCUCACGCACAUCAGCCCGCGCCACUACGGAGAGUUUAUUGAGUUCCUUAGUAAGGCACGUGAGACCUUCUUAUUGGCCCAAGAUGGCCACAUUCAGUUCGCCCAGUUUAUAGACAACCUUAAACAGAUCUAUAAGGGCAAGAAGAAACUCAUGAUGUUGGUACGGGAACGUUUCGGUUGAAAAACUCAUUCUUCUUUCAUUCUUCAUUUAUUUAAGGCAUUAUUUUAUUAUUCCUUUUUUGGUCAUCUUUGGUGAAAUUUUUAAGUUUUAUCCGUUUGUUUUGAUCUGUUUCGUCUUUUUUUUUAAUUUUUUUUUUUUUAUUAUUAUUAUUAUUAUUAUUAUUAUUAUUAUGAACAAUUCUUGUUCACCAAGUUAUUCUACCAGGUCGAACCUGUGGAGGGGAGAAGAACAACUGUAAUUAUGACCGCUUAUGUUUUUGUUUUGGCUCAUUCUUGAUUUCGUUUAAUCAAGAUAUUGUGAUAAAAAUGUAAAAGUGGCACAUAAAGAGAAACCAAAUGAUUAUGUGGUAAAUUUUGAGCGUGGGGGAGGCGUUUGGUUGGUUUUGGAAAGGGGACACUCUAAUCGAAAUGGUCAUUCCUGAAACACUCGCACACAGUGUUAUCAGCAUACCUCGGUCGUAUUUUACGGAUCAGCUUUAACUCUCUCUGGAAAAGGCCUGAUUUUAAGAGUGAGACAGGCACAUCACCUCAAACUUAAACUGAAACUCUGUCGAACCUCCUAACCAUGACUCAAGCGAGCCACAAGACGUGAGCCCUCCCCUCUCUCCUGUGUUUGUUCCUAUCGGCUCAUCUUAAUCUCUGUGCAAAAAUUCAGUGCAGGAAAGACAACGACGUAAGAGAAUACCUGUGUGCUCGAUCCUUCCACGCUGUUUCCUGGUCUUACUGAAUUUGAACAAGACAGAGAUAUUUACCCAUCAUUAUCAGCCAUAUGUUUCUCUGUUACCUCUCAGUGGAAAAACAAAAACAGAAACAAAAAGACUUGUGUGAGAUUGAGUAGCAGUAAUAAUAUAUAUGUACUAGCACUUCAUUAAAUUCCAUCCCCUACACGACGCAUUCGGAUCAGCAAUUACUUACUGUGUACAAAUUAGGUGAAUUGUAUAGAUGCAUUUGACAAAAAUGGCUAUAUUGGCAGAAUAAGAAAUUAGCUGGCUUUAAACUGUAAUAUCUUCCACAUUCCAUGACCUCCGCCCUCCACAAGUGCCCCAGUGGAUCCGAACACUUAGAAUGCACUCUGCGGCUUCCAUCUGAAGGAAAACGAGAAGAGAGGAAACGAGAAAAGAUAUGCUCAACUCCGUUCUCAGGGAAUCACUUAAAGAAACAAAACAGAAAAAAUAGUAGCAUAAGCAUUUAAGAUAUUGUAAAUAUGAAAGUGUCAAUUCAAAAAAUUGUAAAGUUAUAAUUAUUUAUGAUGACUGUAUGUUUUUCUUUUCGGAUACUUGAAUUUGUUGGGCUGGGAAUGUGACGACCGUAAGAGGAAAGACUUCAGAAACAUUUCUCAGGUGCUCCUGUGUACAUUUCUGAUUAACUGUUUUAUUUGUAUCCUUUUUUUUGUAAUACCUUUUUGCAAGAAGCAGCAUGUAAAGAAUAAGAAGAAAGGAGAGGACAAACGUUUAUGAACAGACUAUGCAGAACCACUUCAUGAUUUGCUCUCUUCCCCCCUGAUCCUCCUCCGUCUUUUCUCCUUGUUUGGGGGUGGGGGCGCUCUCCCAAAAUUCAACCGUUUGUAUCUGUAAGUAAAGUAAUCUGCACGAGCUUCAAGUUUGGAUGGACUUUGCCUUUGAUCUACAUACAACUCUUUACUUUGAAGCCUUAUAGUCUUCUCUGAAAGCACUCUGCACGUGUUUCAGGACAUUGUGUUGCCAAUGUCGGUGGAGUACAGCAUAGAGAAAAUGGACCUACACCUUCCACUGGCCCAAACAAGGAAGAAGGGCAUCCGGUAUUUUAUUCUCCUUCGCUUCGACGUGGUCGACGUACUUUAGGGUCGUGAUUUAUCUUGUAUUGGGGCUUUUUGAGGCCAAUAAGGUCUGUUUUGAGGUUGCGACUUGAUAUUGCCUAAUUGAGACCUUGAUAGAUGCUUCACUAGUGGCUAAAUCUUGAGGAGAUUUCUCAAUGUUGUUGGUUAAGGUUGGUCACUUUCAUUUAAGUAGUUUGCUGGUUUAAAUUUUUGGUUAUUUUCGUUCAUAGAGUUUGUCAUACUAGUUGCUUCAGUUGUGGCAUACUCGGACCACAAGGUGUUAGUCACGUUAUGCAGCCUUUGCUCCUCAACCUGCUCUGUCAGGGAGCUCAGUGGAUGGACCUGAGAGAAAGCUCACAGAUUAGGAAAAUUUUAUUUAUUUUUUUUAUAAACACACAUCUGCAGAAUGAUAAUAGUGCUGCCUGUUCAAUUAAAAAAAAUAAAAACUAUAUAAAAAGGAGAAAAAAGAAAAGAAAAGGAAAAAAAAAAACGAGCAUUUUCUGUAGCUAACUAGUUGGUCCAAUGGCAUCUCAAAAAGAGAAUAACCUCCUCUGGCUUUUGAUUUCUCUCUUCCAUACUCUUAAGUGUCUGUAUGUGUUAACUGUACCAGUGUUUUGAUCUGUCCCUAGAGUUUAGAAGGAAAAAAAAUAAUCGCUGGUAGAGAUUGUUCACUAGUUCAUCUACUGUUUGAUUUUGUUUCGUUUUAAUUUAAGGGAAAGUGUUUGUCGCCUCUUUGUGCUACUGAAUUAUAAAAAGGUAUCCAGUAUUUGUUGCCACAAAAGUAUAGUUCAUCAACACUUUUUGUUUGUGCAACCUCUUGAGCUAAUGUCUAUAAACAAAAAUUUAUUACUAUUUAUGUAAUGCUACUACCAUUUUAUAUGAUUUGUGUUGAAUUUCAGUGCUUUUCUAUGAAUAAAGUGUGAAACACGU
Molecule: messenger RNA, 6386 nt
Organism: Ctenopharyngodon idella (grass carp)
Lineage: Eukaryota; Metazoa; Chordata; Actinopteri; Cypriniformes; Xenocyprididae
Gene: zswim5
Product: zinc finger, SWIM-type containing 5
Exons: 14
Coding region: 207-3662 (1151 amino acids)
Cellular component (GO): Cul2-RING ubiquitin ligase complex
Source: RefSeq, a predicted model, not a curated record